Messenger RNA from Nasonia vitripennis (jewel wasp), 2732 nucleotides. RefSeq lists its product as uncharacterized. The transcript is spliced from 2 exons. The record is from RefSeq and is a predicted model, not a curated record. The coding region runs from base 1709 to 2155 and encodes 148 amino acids. Gene Ontology annotation, molecular function: sequence-specific DNA binding. Lineage: Eukaryota; Metazoa; Arthropoda; Insecta; Hymenoptera; Pteromalidae.
CCACACGCCGAAGCGUCUACAAGACAAUGGCGCCAUUGGUGUCCACACGGCGACAGUUGGUACAAUAUAGGACAAUAAGACUGUCUGUCUCAUCCCAGCACAAUCCGGCUUGGCCCCUAUCCUCGACGCCGAAUAGUCUAUCUCGCUUUUAUCGCACAGGUACUCAUACCUGAUGCACGGCCGGCGACCCAUUAGCGUGCGAGGGGGAGAAGCUGACUGUCGCCAGUCGUCUGACGUAUGUAUAAAAUAGAGCUGUAUAUUUGGGGGAAGUGGACAUCCCCGCCGCCGCUCCGCCCUGAUGAGCGUCAGUUUAGUCUAGCUGUAUACCUAUGGUCUCGCGACGUUUGAGACGAGAUAUUCCAUAGGCUCGUGGGUGGCUGAACUGCAACUCGACCGAACCGAAUAAGCUUAUACAAAGCUGCCUUCCUGCGCAUAUCCUCCAUCCUUGGGAUCGGAUAGAAAGCCUAUCACAUUAUGAUAUUGCAGCCCCAGCCCAGCAACAAAUUUUAUGACCCUGAAUCCUGGUGCGGCGGCAACGGCGUCGGCGCGGCAAAAGAUUACGUGAAUUAUGACCUACUUCUACGUAUUCUCGCCAGCGUUCGACCAGGCCAGAGCCUAUAAUGGCUGAGAUAUAUAGGUAUGGCAGAGACCUGGUUUCUCUGUCGCUCCGGCUCACGCUUUAAUAUACCUUAUGGUUUAGCGAACAGCAUAGACAAAAGUUGAUUCUUACUGACGACAUUUUGCAGUGGUUAUACAUGCAUAAGACAUGGCUUACGGUCAUAUGUAUCACACCGUUGUGCAGGCAAAAUCUUGCAUAAAAAUCAGCUGUUUUCUCCCGAUUAAGCUAAUUGUCUCAUACAAUGAUAAUCAUGUGAUCUGAGGCUUUCUUUUUUUCUGGCUCAGGCGUGUAUACUGCUGUUCUGCUCGGCGGUGACGGAAGGCGGCAACUUCGUUUCGCGCAGCGGCCGGAAUGUUUGCGCUUUCCGGCCGGAGGGCAUAACAUGUCACUUUCCGAUCGCUUUGGCAAAUGAAAUGGUAUACGCGCCACGGCCGGAAUAAAGAAUGCUCAGAUCGCAUGUUUGCCAUUUUUUUACAAUACACGUGCGAUCCGAGACAUUCUUUAUGUAUCCGGCCUAGGUGCGUAAUAUACUAUUACACACGUUUUCGAUUACUUUACCACACCGAUAGACUGUACAAAAUGGUGUAACUAAUUGUUAUACAUUGUUGCAACAAUAGAUAAUACGAUGUUUAGAGUUUAUCGGUAUAGUUAAAUAAUAAAAAAUGUGUGUAGGAGGAUUUUGUGCAGUAAAUGUUUGUGUACACUUUUUAUGUGCACAGAACACUGAUAUGUAUGUAGAGUUUUUGUCCAGGCGCAUACUAGUUUGCAAAACAUAUCGACAUUAACAUUCAUUCCUCGUUCAUCACCCGAGGUGUACAUUUCUAGGUAUAUGCAGCGCGCCUGCGCAGUGUCGAUGGAAGUAAUGGUCGUGAUUUUUCGGAACGACCCAAUCAGAGCCGCGCUGCAACACCCCCAACUCGGUGUGACCUGACGAGGCAGAGGGUAGGGAUGCCUGCAGUAUAAAUACUGCACCGAUCCAUUCGUUUCCGUUUCGCUCUAACAAACGUCUCGGCCUCGAUUUCUCGCUUGUAGAGCAAUUAGAAGCUCAUCCGCAGUGACAAAGUGCUAUAACAGUUUCGAUCAACGACGAUGUCUCAAAUUAAGCGCAAGACGAAUUUUUAUUCGGAGGAGACUGAGAAUACAAUUCUCCAGGAAAUGGAGGAGGGCAAGACUUUGGCGCUGGUGGCGCGCGAAAACGGCAUCAGAGAGUCGACGAUCCACGGAUGGCAGGACAAGAGAGCACAGUCUGGCGUAAACGCCAAAUUAGUAAAGGCCAAAAGAAGGCUGAAUUACGCGUCUCAAUGCAGAGAUGACAAGGCAGACGCUGCAUCAACGUCGCCGAUUCCAGGCGAUCAGCCAACAUCAGCCUCAACGGCUAAAUCCUCGCUCAUCCAGGAACAAUCUACAAAUCUUUGGGAAGCAGAGAUCAACGGGCUUGUUGCCCUUUACAAACUGAAACAUGGAGAUGACAAGUACCUUCCAAAAUACAUCGCAAAUUUGUGGCACCACCCGCGUUUCAAGAAUAGCUCAGUAUAAUUCGACGCUCCUAACGAAGACUGGCCUAGGUGUGCUUUUCUGCUCGACGAUGCCGGAAAUAAGCGGCAACUUCGUUUUGCGCAGCGGCCAGAAAGUUUGCGCUUUUCAUACACGAGAUAUAGACUGUCCAACUUUUUCCUCGCUAGGCCCGUAAUCUACUAUUUUGUAAUACAUGCACGAUUUUUGCGUUUUUCUCACCUAUUAAGCGGGCGUAAAGUACUAGUUUUUGCCCGCUGACGAAAUUUUCAGUUUAUGAGUCAUAUUUUAAAAACUUAGAAAAUUUUGAAAUUUCCCGCUUUAUAGCCAUGAAAAACGCGAAAAUCCAUACUUGGGUCAGAAAAACUAUGUUGUACACGAAGGGCUAAGUGAGCUUUUUGACCUUGCGUGGUUUGCAGUACUUCUCUUCGGCUCGGAGACACACACUCGCUUUUGAUUCGUACUGCAAACUCCACUCUCGGUCUAAAAAAGCUCAAUUUUUGCCCUUGGUUCAAAAUAAUUAUAAUGUAUAAAUAUGUAAGGUACAAAAUAACUAGAAUGUAUUCGUGGAGGGUUUGCGCGGUGUUAAAAAAUUAAUUAA